AUGGCGACGAGCUCCGGCAGGUUAAUUGCCGGUUCAACGGCGUCGUCGAUCAGUUCAAUUGAAUCGCGUAAUGCUAUUCGACCUCAAUCCAUUUCUCUAACCUGCCGAAAUCAAACCAAUGGUUUAUCACCGCCUAUCGUCUUACGGUCCUCUCAAAGGUCCAAGCUCUGGGUAAUCGAGGCGGUUCCUCCACCGGCUAAGUCCUGGGACGGAUCUAACAACGAUGGCGAAGAAGACUACAACAAGUUGGGUAAAGAAAUCGGUGGAACCGGUGCUCAAGUGGUCGCCGGAAAACAUGACCGGACGGUCGAGAUUGUUAUUGCAGCGGCGACCACGACGGCGUUAGGCGUUGGGAACCGCGUAAUGUAUAAGCUCGCACUUGUUCCUCUCAAACACUAUCCCUUCUUCCUCGCUCAGCUCUCCACCUUCGGGUAUGUAGCUGUAUACUAUUCUAUCUUGUAUUUCAGAUACCGAGCUGGAAUUGUAACAAAAGAGAUGUUAUCAGUUCCAAAAAUUCCAUUCUUAAUUGUUGGCGUCUUGGAGUCUCUCGCUUUAGCUUCUGGCAUGGCUGCUGCAGCGAAUCUCUCUGGACCAACUACUACAGUUUUAUCUCAGACAUUUCUUGUCUGGCAAAUUCUCUUCUCCGUUAUUUUUCUUGGAAGGAGAUAUAGAAUAAAUCAAAUAUUCGGAUGUAUUCUUGUAGCAUUUGGUGUGAUCGUCAGUGUGGCAAGUGGAUCGGGUGCCGCUCAUUCAUUUAAGGAUGCGGGAAUACUUUGGAGUCUUCUUAUGGUAUUUUCUUUUCUGCUUCAAGGAGCAGAUACAGUAAUGAAGGAAGUCAUCUUUCUAGAUAGCAAAAAGCGAUUGAAGGGUGCUUCACUUGAUCUGUUUAUUGUAAACUCAUAUGGUUCAGCUUUCCAAGUUAUAUGCGUUGCAUUGCUUCUUCCUUUUCUUUCAAAACUAUGGGGCAUACCGUUUAACCAACUACCGAGCUAUCUCAGAGAUGGGGGUGCUUGCUUUCUGAACAUUGGUGCUAAAACAACAGGAUGCGAAGGGGCUCCCCUUCUUCCUCUAAUGUUUGUCAUGAUGAACAUGGCUUACAACAUCUCCCUUCUACGCCUCAUCAAGAUCUCAUCCGCUGUUGUGUCGUCUCUUGCAUCCACCGUAUCAGUGCCGAUAGCGGUGUACUGCUUCACGCUUCCCCUACCGUACCUUGGGGUCGCAUCUUCACUUCCAACAGGGUUCGUGGCAGGCACAGUCAUCCUUGUACUCGGCAUGCUUCUAUAUGCUUGGAUGCCAUCUAGCGAUUCCAAUUCGGUUAUCCCUUCGCCCCCAUCCACCUAG
Molecule: messenger RNA, 1341 nt
Organism: Arabis nemorensis
Lineage: Eukaryota; Viridiplantae; Streptophyta; Magnoliopsida; Brassicales; Brassicaceae
Source: the annotation of a GenBank genome assembly